Messenger RNA from Ipomoea triloba (trilobed morning glory), 939 nucleotides. RefSeq names its product protein G1-like9. The coding region runs from base 175 to 657 and encodes 160 amino acids. The record is from RefSeq and is a predicted model, not a curated record. The transcript has a single exon. NCBI's taxonomy places the organism in Eukaryota, Viridiplantae, Streptophyta, Magnoliopsida, Solanales, Convolvulaceae. Gene Ontology annotation, cellular component: nucleus. Gene Ontology annotation, biological process: mRNA transcription; response to light stimulus.
UAUCUCUGGUCAAGGCGUAGAAUUUUCAAUAUCAAUUAUGAUGAUAUUAUUGUGCCACUCCUUAUUGUUGCGCAGUUAGUCUCAUGCAUUCUAUGUCUUCUCUUUAACGUCGCAUCUCAUCUUUAACUCCUCACCCUCCAACACGUACUCAUCCGUUGAAAGCUGCAGCGGGACAUGAAUUCAAUGGCGUCUGCACCAGAUCUGAACCGCGUAGACGCUCCGUCGUUGUCAUCACCUGCAGCGCCGCCUUUAAGCCGGUACGAGUCGCAGAAGCGGCGAGACUGGAACACUUUCUUACAGUACCUGCGGAGGAACCACAAACCGCCGCUAACCCUACCCCGGUGCGGCGGAGAUCACGUGCUUGAGUUCCUCAAGUACCUAGACCAGUUUGGAAAGACGAAGGUGCACGGGAAUGGUUGCCCUUAUUUGGGGCACCCCAACCCUCCGGCUGUGUGUAGGUGCCCUUUAAAGCAAGCUUGGGGCAGCUUGGACGCCCUCAUCGGACGGCUCAGAGCGGCGUACGAAGAGCACGGUGGGCCACCGGAGUCCAACCCGUUUGCCGCGAAAGCCGUGACAGUAUAUCUUAGGGAGGUAAGACAAACCCAAGCCAAGGCUAGAGGAAUAACUUACGAUAAAAAGAAGCGGAAAUUAAACUAGCUAGGUAACUGUUGUUAGGUUACAUUGUUUGUUCUCCUUUUGAAUGGUUAGUGUUGUUUAGUCUAAAUGUUGGUAUGUAGUUAAUAUAUAAAUAAAAAUAGUCAUGUCUUGCUUGAAUAUAUAUAUAUCUCUCAAUCUCACCUGUUUUUUAGAGUUAAAUUGACAGAAAUUUUGUUUUAAUUUAGUAAUUGAAUAUUUGAAUUCAUGUUGUCUUUGUAAUUCACUACUUGAUGAUGAUAUUUGUAUUUCCGAAAUUCAAAGAAAAUGUAUUUAAUUUGUCAA